Molecule: messenger RNA, 522 nt
Organism: Colletotrichum abscissum
Lineage: Eukaryota; Fungi; Ascomycota; Sordariomycetes; Glomerellales; Glomerellaceae
Exons: 2
Source: RefSeq, a predicted model, not a curated record
AUGCGGUUCCUCACCAUAUUCAAUGCCAUCAUUUGGCUAGGCUUCCUUUGGUUCUUCGUGUUCCACGUUAAUCCCGGCCAACACACUGGACGAAGCUGUUCUAUGCUGAAUGUGCCCGGCCCCACAUCGACUGAUCACAUCUCUGCCCACGUUUACCAAGCGCAAAGGCGCAUAACCAUCCCUAGCGAAAUCGUAGACCCGGCGAAGUCUGUCGUUUCGAAAGCAGAAGAGCAUAUCGCAACGGUCGUGGCCUCUGCAAAGCAAGCGGUCAGCACACCACUCGCCGACAUUUGGCAGAACAUCAGGUCCAAGUUCUUUGACGACCUGACUCGGUGGGAAGACAUGGUGCCUGUCUACUUCUGUCUUCAAACGCGGGGCGUGUGGCAGCUGGGCUACCCGAACUCGACCAGCAAAAUCGUCUCAUCUAAGGACUUUGACGUCUUAGAUGCUCUCCAAAUCACGGUACUCGACAGCCUGUUCAGCAUGGCACGCCAGAUUGUCCCCGGGCUGCCGGACGGCUUA